GGGGGGGGGGGGCGCGCGCGGGAGUGAAACUCCCCGAGGAGGCGGAGGCGACGCGCAGACUCGGAGCCGGUGAGGUCACAGAAGGCUGCGGCACUGCCUGUAUGUGAGCGGAGGCGACAGGGCGACUCCCGGGAGCCAAGCGGGGAGAGCAGAGCAGAGCGCGAGCGGCCCGCGUGUCGGGGACGUUAGGGUUUGAUUUUUUGAACCGGACAAAGGCGGAUUCCAGGGACAAAGGGCAGUUGGGAGGGAGGGGGUUGAGGGAGGGGGCGCGAGAGAGCGCGCGAGAGAGAGAGAGAGCGCGCGAGAGAGAGAGAGAGCGCGCGUGCGCGCUGCUGGGUAACGGACGGACGGCCGAGAGCGACAGCCAUGGAGCAUCAUCAUCUGCAGCAUCAGCAACAGGCCUGCAGCCGCUACCAAGUGUUGCACAAUGAGGAUGAUCCUCCACAAUCCUCUACCACAUUGGAGCAAAAUCUUCCCUCCGAGUCUUCCCAGCCACCACCACCUGAAAUUGAUGCACCACCACCACCUUAUUGCAGUCUUACAGGAGCAGCUGCAGGAGCCACAGGAAUAGACUUCCAGAGUGACCUUAUGCCUGUGCCACCCCCGUACAGUGUAGCCACUUCUCUACCAACAUACGAUGAAGCCGAAAAAGCUAAAGCUGCAGCAGUAGCAGCUGGGAUCGCAGAUGCUACACAAAGAGAAGAAGAAUUUCCACCAAGGGAUGACUUCAAUGAUGCUGACCAAUUGAGAGUUGGCAAUGAUGGCAUCUUUAUGCUGGCAUUUUUCAUGGCAUUCCUCUUUAACUGGAUUGGCUUUUGUUUGUCCUUCUGCCUCACCAAUACCAUAGCAGGUCGCUAUGGUGCAAUUUGUGGGUUUGGAUUAUCGUUGAUAAAAUGGAUCCUGAUCGUACGGUUUUCUGACUACUUCACUGGCUAUUUCAAUGGUCAAUAUUGGCUGUGGUGGAUAUUCCUCGUUCUUGGGCUUCUGCUGUUCUUCAGAGGUUUCAUCAACUAUCUGAAGGUCAGAAAUAUGUCUGAGAAUAUGGCAGCGGCACACAGGACCAGACUGCUCUUCUUGUACUAAAGGCUGUGGCUAAUGAACAACUCGAACAUUCCUUCCUAAUGUGAAUAUUGUGCUUCUGGCUGCCAAGUUAAUUUGGAUGUGAAACUACUGAAGAAUUGCAUAAUUACAAGGUGUUAACACAAAAUCCAUAAAAAUAAUGAGCUUCAAGAUGCAUUACUAAACAGUUGAUUUUCUGAAUUCCUACAUGUUUGGAACUUCUCUUUAAAAUUUAAAGGAAGAGGUGAAUAUUCACUCAGAGAUCCCUAAAUAGGAAAAUCUCUAUAAAUUACUAUUGAAGAAAUGCAUCCAUUUACCCAUAAUCAUCGACAGAAAUAUUUCUCUUAAAAUUCAAAACUGGAUAUCAAGAAUGCUUUACCACCUUGCUAUGAUCAGUUGAUUAACAAUGGUAAUUAAUAUGUUUGAUCUAUCUCUUGAUUUAUUUAUGUAAAAAAUGUAAAGGCAGAUUGUCUUCCUAAAGUGAUAUCUGAAGAACAAAAUUCAGUUUACUGGAAUUGGAUCCAUAUUAUAUCUUGAUAUGUCUUCUAAAACAAUUCAGUACAAAAGAUACUUGUACUUUUUCUUUGGUUUUAAGCUUAUGAAAGCGCUUUACUGGUUUAUCCAAAAUAUGCACUUUUUACAGUGUAUCGCAUGAAAUGAAACCGCAGUUAACACAACCAUUGCUACUUUUUGGGUCAAAUGUAUCAAAUUGCUUAAUAAAAGUAACUGGAAUUUGGUUGUGGUAUCUGUAGGUUGUAAAUGUUUAUAAUUGCUCUACACCUAUUAUUAAAAAAUACUUUUGGCUGUUUUUCUUUCUUGAUUUUAAAAUCAAUAAUCUUUUCCCUUGAAUGAGGAGCUUAAAAAGGAUUGUUUGAUUCAGUUUGCUUUUUUAAAGAAUUUUAUUUUUUUGAUGCUUGUUGAACAGAAACAUUAGAGUUAAUAAAGCAAAGUUGAUGUGUGCUAAUGAUCAAUGUCAACAGAUUUCUGCCUUUGCUAAACAUGCAAAACCAAAAUCAUUCACUGGCACAUUUUUGAAGAUAAAUAAAUACUGAUUCAGUAAUUCAGUUUUACUUUGUUUUGUGACAGACUAGAAUUUGCUUGUUUCUGAAUUGAAAUAAAAUACAUUUGGAAAACA
Callorhinchus milii (elephant shark) is the source of this 2194-nucleotide messenger RNA. RefSeq names its product Nedd4 family interacting protein 2 (gene ndfip2). Bases 367 to 1083 code for a protein of 238 amino acids. NCBI's taxonomy places the organism in Eukaryota, Metazoa, Chordata, Chondrichthyes, Chimaeriformes, Callorhinchidae. The transcript is spliced from 8 exons. Gene Ontology annotation, biological process: metal ion transport; positive regulation of protein ubiquitination; vacuolar transport. Gene Ontology annotation, molecular function: WW domain binding. The record is from RefSeq and is a predicted model, not a curated record. Gene Ontology annotation, cellular component: Golgi apparatus; perinuclear region of cytoplasm; endoplasmic reticulum.